Messenger RNA from Ilyonectria robusta, 821 nucleotides. RefSeq lists its product as uncharacterized. The transcript is spliced from 3 exons. The coding region runs from base 1 to 747 and encodes 248 amino acids. The record is from RefSeq and is a predicted model, not a curated record. NCBI's taxonomy places the organism in Eukaryota, Fungi, Ascomycota, Sordariomycetes, Hypocreales, Nectriaceae.
AUGGAGGGGCUUGACGCGGCUGCCAGCGCUGUUGCCAUUAUUGAGUUGUCCUUCAAAGUCAUAUCACUAUGUCUCCGAUACGCCAAGGACGUAAAAAACGCGAAGAAUGACAUUGACGAGCUGCACGAAGAGGUGAAGGAGCUGCAACGCGUCGUUGAAAAUGCCAAAAAGCUCGACAGUCAGCUGGGUUCAAGGCUCAAAACCUCGCGAGAUUUGGAUCGAACACUUCAGUCCAGUUUCGGAUUACUUUCCCAGCUGGAAAAGACUCUUCAACCUUCUUCAACUUCCAAAGCCAUGACGCGAAUGGGUAUCAGGGCAUUGAAAUGGCCGUUUCAGAAAAGUGAUCUGGACCGCGUCAUUCAAAGCGUCAGGCAAUGCUCACAUCGGGUUGGACUCGCGCUACAACUGGACCAAACUGGCAUACUACUUGACGUUGAUUCCAAGACUGACAAAGUGGUCAAUACUGUGGAAAGCAUGGAUCAACGGCGAGUUCUGGACACGUUACCUAUUGCCAUGGGAGCAUGGUACAACUCUCACGCGGAAGAGCAUAACAGCAUAUGCUUGGAGAAUACUCGAGUCGAGUUGCUUCAAGAAAUCGAUUCUUGGGUGAAUAGCCAUCUAGCCCAGACCAUAUUUUGGUUGAGUGGGAUGGCUGGCACUGGAAAAUCGACUGUAUCCCGCACCGUGGCGACAAGUUCAGCCAAACGAAACAUUCUUGGUGCCAGCUUCCUAUUCAAAAGGGCCUGAUCUCGCCCCGCACAUAAAAUCCGCCAUCGAUGACGAUCCAUCUCUUACAGGAAAGGCAGCAGGAGAGCAGUUUG